Molecule: messenger RNA, 1455 nt
Organism: Periophthalmus magnuspinnatus
Lineage: Eukaryota; Metazoa; Chordata; Actinopteri; Gobiiformes; Gobiidae
Gene: nkap
Product: NFKB activating protein
Exons: 8
Coding region: 104-1273 (389 amino acids)
Biological process (GO): regulation of gene expression
Cellular component (GO): nucleus
Molecular function (GO): chromatin binding
Source: RefSeq, a predicted model, not a curated record
CGUCCUUCUUGUUUUUAUUUGCUGUAAACAGGCUGCAAACUCCAAACGUGAGACAGUUUCAGGUUUUAUGUUGAAUUGAAUACGUUUAUCAAAUUCUAACAACAUGCCGUCCUCGGAUCGGUCCAGCUCCGGUAGCACACGGAGUCCCCGGCCACGGAGGCCACGGACUCGCUCUCGCAGUCGAAGUCGUAGCCGAUCGCACAGUUUGUCUCCGGAUAGCUUUGGCCCUAAACUUCCGAAACCACGGAACAGAGAACGGGAACGGGAGGACCGUGAACGUCGGUUCCGAGAGGCAAGAAACAUUAAACGGAUUCGAAUCGGAAGCCCACAUAGAAGCCGGUCCAGAUCGAGGUCCAGAGAGAGACACACGACUAACAAUAACCACGGUGGGCUCAGGGAUGAAUAUUAUUACGAACAGCAAAGGGACGAUGCGCAGAGGCAGCGACAAGAAGCUUUCAUUGCCAGGCGUCUACAAGAGAGAGAAAGAAUUGGGGAACUGGGUUGUCCUGAAGUUUGGGGAUAUUCGCCUAGAGUGAAAGAACCAGAUUCUGAUGAAUUUACCCCUGUUGAAGAUGAUGAAAAAAACAGCAGCUCUGAAUCAAGUUCUGAAGAGGAAAAGAAGAAGAAAAAGAAGAAGAAAAAGAAAUCCAAAAAGAAAAAGAACAAAAAGCACUCUGAGGACAGCGACCUGGAAUCUGAUUCUGAUGAAGAUACUCUAAAGAAAAAAAAGAAGAAGAAGAAGAGCAGAAAGUCCAAGAAGUCCAAGAAAAAGAAGAUGAAAAAGAACCGCAAGGAGUCCAGUGAGUCUAGCAGUGAAGAGUCUGGGGAUGAAGAAGAGGAUGAUGAUGCUGGUGCUGUGAUGUGGGUGGAGAAAACCUGUAUAGAUGAGCAUGUGGUUGGCCCUGAAGCUCCCCUCACACAUUUGUCCCAAGAUGACAAACCACUAGAUUUUGGACAUGCACUACUACCAGGUGAAGGUGCUGCUAUGGCAGAGUAUGUAAAAGCUGGCAAACGUAUUCCAAGAAGAGGAGAAAUUGGACUCACUAGUGACGAGAUAGCAAACUUUGAAAAAUCUGGCUAUGUGAUGAGCGGCAGCAGACAUCGUCGUAUGGAAGCUGUGCGUCUGAGAAAGGAAAACCAGAUUUACAGUGCAGAUGAAAAGCGAGCUCUGGCUUCAUUUAACCAGGAAGAAAGGAGGAAGAGAGAGAGCAAGAUCCUGUCAAGCUUUAGGGAAAUGGUGUACAGAAAAACUAAAGGCAAAGAUGAAAAGUAACUCAUGUUAUGUUUUCUUUUCCCUUUUAAGCCACAUUUUUGGAAAGUCUUACAUGGCAAUGAGUGAGGGGGGAAAAUCUUUAUAAAUUUGUUGUAUACAUGAAUCAGUUAGUGUAUGGAUGGAAGAUGAUAGAAAUAAAUACCCUUCUGUAAAUAUCCCCAUUAAUAUGGACUGAGUGUCCA